This is a messenger RNA of Daucus carota subsp. sativus, 933 nucleotides long. RefSeq names its product protein PLANT CADMIUM RESISTANCE 2. Bases 76 to 663 code for a protein of 195 amino acids. NCBI's taxonomy places the organism in Eukaryota, Viridiplantae, Streptophyta, Magnoliopsida, Apiales, Apiaceae. The record is from RefSeq and is a predicted model, not a curated record. The transcript has 4 exons.
UAUCCACUGGAUAGCUCAGUGCUUUAACAUAAACACUGUAAUAUUACUAGCUAGUGUGAAUUCAAUCUAGUUAAAAUGCAGAAGCCUAAAGCCAAGAUACAACCCAAAGCCAAGAUGCAACCCAAAGCUCCCGGAGAAUGGACUACCGGACUGUGGGGAUGCUUUUCCGACUGGGGAAACUGUAUCACUACACUGUUUUGUCCCUGCAUUACUUAUGGACAGAUUGCUAAUAUCGUUCAAAAAGGAAAGACUUCUGUUUUUACUGAGGCCAGGAAUUAUGCAACCAUAAUGUAUUUUACCGGGGGAUGCUGCUUGUAUUCUUGCUUUUCCCGUUCGAAGCUGAGACAUAAGUACAAUUUGCCUCAGUCGCCUUGCAGCUUGCCGGAUUGUGCUGUUCAAUUUUGUUGCGAGCUAUGUGCUUUAUGUCAAGAGUAUCGUGAGCUUCAAGGGCGUGGAUUCAACAUGGCCAUUGGAUUUGAUCUAAAUCCGACGGACGAGGAUGGUAUGAUUAAUGCUGCAUCUAUCAAUCAAGUGCUGACUCAAAUCAACACACUGACUAAUCAGGAUGGUACUACUAAUGCUGCACCUGCAAGUCAAGUGAUGACUCAAGCGGACACAACGAACAAUCAUCAGAAUGAUCAUCACGAUGAUUAUCAGGAGUAACAAGAACUGAUUGGAAAGAUAAUUACGCGAGUUCUUUGUACUGAUAUCAUUUAUGGGGCCGUUUGGCUGAGCUUAAAAGAAGUGACUUAUUGCUUAAAAUAAAGAAGCGGAUUAAAAGUGAUAAGUUGGUUUGGACUUAUAAGCUACUAGAAGUGUUUGGAUAUCACGACUUUUAAGUUAAUUAAGUGUUUGGAUAACUUAAAUUAUAAGUUAGUAUAGUCUCACAAUUUUGUAAUAUAAUUUGUUAUAUUUAAAAAUAAAUUAUAACAA